This is a messenger RNA of Thyridium curvatum, 1536 nucleotides long. RefSeq lists its product as uncharacterized. The record is from RefSeq and is a predicted model, not a curated record. Gene Ontology annotation, molecular function: heme binding; oxidoreductase activity, acting on paired donors, with incorporation or reduction of molecular oxygen; monooxygenase activity. NCBI's taxonomy places the organism in Eukaryota, Fungi, Ascomycota, Sordariomycetes, Thyridiales, Thyridiaceae. The coding region runs from base 1 to 1536 and encodes 511 amino acids. The transcript is spliced from 7 exons.
AUGGAUCACAUUUCCAGGCUCUUGUCGCCGUCAUCGGGAGUAGGAACCGCCGGCGCAGUGGUCGGCGCCCUAGCUCUCGCUGUCGUCAUACCAUGGCUGGCCCACGCGGUCUACCAAUGGUACCGCCUAUCCCACAUCCCAGGUCCCUUUUGGGCUGCCUUCUCCAAAUGGUGGAUGGUGAGGGAAUCGCUCAAGGGGCGACAGCCCACGGCCAUCAAGGAAGUCACCGAUAAGUAUGGCUCGCUGGCGCGCAUCGGACCUAACGAGCUGGUCACCGACGAUCCGGAAGUCUUGCGCCGGAUGAUGGCCGUGAGGUCUGCCUACACACGGGGUCCUUGGUACGAUGCGAUGCGGUUCGACCCUACAAGGGACAAUCUCUUCUCGAUGCGCGAUGAAGCUGCACACACCAAGCUCCGCGCCAAGAUGGCCGCCGGCUACUCGGGUAAGGAGAACGAAUCCAUGGAGACGCAGAUCGAGACGCAGAUCGGCAACCUCGUCCGCCUCAUCGAGAACAAGUACCUCUCCACGGCCAGCGAAUUCCGGCCCAUGGACCUCGCGCAAAAGGGCCAGUACUUCACCCUCGACGUCAUCAGCGACCUCGCCUUCGGCCGGCCCUUUGGCUACCUGGAGCAGGACGACGACGUGUUCGACUACAUCAAGAUCACGAGCUCCUUCAUCCCCGUCAUGCUCAUCCUCGCCAACGUCCCCAGCCUGGCCAAGCUGCUGCAGUCGCCGCUGAUGCGGGGCGCCAUGCCCAAGGAGAGCGACAAGCUGGGCUUUGGCGCAUUUAUCGGGGUCGCGAAAAAGGUCGUCGCCGAGCGCUUCCAGGCCCACGCCGCCUCGCAGCCCGACAUGCUCGGCUCCUUCAUCCGGCACGGCCUGACGCAAGAAGAAGCGUCCGGCGAAGCCCUCCUCCAGGUCGUCGCCGGCAGCGACACCUCGGCCUCCACCAUCCGCCUCGUCAUGCUCUACCUCCUCAGCAACCCGUCUGCGUACAACCGCCUGCAGAACGAGAUCGACGCCGGUGUCGCUGCGGGCAGGAUCUCCAGCCCCAUCCGGGAUAGCGAGGCCCGGGAGCUGCCCUACCUGCAAGCCGUGAUUAAAGAAGGUCUGCGUAUCAUGCCGCCCGCGGCCGGCGCCUUCUUCAAGACGGUGCCCCCCGGCGGCGACGUCAUCGCCGGCAAGUUCAUCCCGGCCGGCACGCAAAUCGGGUCGAGCCCGUUUGGGAUUCACCACUCCAAGAAGAUCUUUGGCGAGGACGCCGAGAUGUACCGCCCGGAGAGGUGGUUGGAGGCUGACGGGGACAAGCUGGCGCAGAUGACUGCCACGGUGGACCUGGUGUUCCACUAUGGCAAGUACCAGUGCCUCGGGAAGACGGUGGCUCUGAUGGAGUUCAAUAAGAUCUUUGUCGAGUUGCUGAGGCGUUUUGACUUCACCGUUGUCAACGCAGAGAAGCCGGUUAAGAUUGACAAUGCUGGCAUAUGGAUUAUCGAGGACUUUUGGGUUCGCAUCAUUCAGAGGGAACAUCCUGUUUAA